Meleagris gallopavo (turkey) is the source of this 1644-nucleotide messenger RNA. RefSeq names its product protein CD300H-like. Gene Ontology annotation, molecular function: transmembrane signaling receptor activity. The record is from RefSeq and is a predicted model, not a curated record. Lineage: Eukaryota; Metazoa; Chordata; Aves; Galliformes; Phasianidae. Gene Ontology annotation, cellular component: plasma membrane.
GGGUCUCAAGCAAACACUGCCCAGGGAAACAGGCUUGGGAACAUCCUGGGCACACGAGUGCACACCAGCCUGCUCCAUCCGCCAGGAGCUCUGCGAAUCACCACGGGGAAAAGUCCGUAUCAGAAGGGAGAAGCUGAAAAAUGAGGAUUAUCCUGGUUUGGACGAUUUUCCCAGGUGUCUGGGCAGUCUCAGGUCCCUCGCAGGUGACAGCCCAUUGGGGCAGCUCGCUAGCGGUGUCCUGCAGCUAUCAGCUGGGCAACAAGCUCCACUCCAAGGUCUGGUGCAAAUCAUACUUUUUCAAGAUCUUCUGCACCUACAUGGCCCAAACCAAUGGCUCAGAGGCGGCGAUGACACAGGGCAGGGUGUCCAUCAGAGACAACCACACGGCACUUGUAUUCACGGUGACGAUGAGAGAUGUGAUGCCGGAGGACGCGGGCUGGUACUACUGCGGGGCAGUGAAGUCCCUGUUGCACAGUCAGUGGCACAAAACCGAGGUGCUCGUGUCUGAGGCCACAGCCGAGGCCGGCGAUGUGCACCCAGUGGCAAAGGCAGACCCAUCCCCCACUGGCUGUGAGGAGCCUCCAGCACUGUCCCAGCUCGACAUCACCCUCCUGCUGCUCCUCCUUGGUGUGAAGGUGCCUGUGAUCCUGGCCCUGCUGUGUGGGGCCAUGUGGCUGAGGAAGUGGCACAGGAGCUGCAGCCCGUGGGAAAACCUGCAGCAAUCUGAGAAGUCCAGCAGCACUGUGGCACCGGGCAGCCUGACCCCCCAGCAGCCUGAUCCCCCGGCAGCAGCACAGCAUCCUUCUGGUCCCUUUCCCCAUGCCCUGCCAGGGAGCCACUGGAGCUGCUCAGCAUCAGGUGGCUCUCUCCCUGCAAAGCCUCAGCCCCCCCUAUUGCCCCCCAAGUUGCACAAGGGAAGGAUUGCUGUGCAGAGAUCUCGUGUCUGCUGAGCUCGAGGUGCCACCAAAAAGCAAUUUUGAAACAAAGCCUGGGUAUCCUGCAGGUGUCUGUCUGUCUAUCUCCAGCGCUGGCUGGGGCUCCAGGGGCUGCCAACACAAACAUGCAGAGCUGUGCUGCUGUGUGGGGAGCCCCAGCUGGGGGCACAUCGUGUCACAUGGGAGCCAUGCACCACAGCCUGACUGAGCUGCUCACAAUUUCAGUCCUGCCCCACGCAGCCACGCACCCACGACUGGCUGAGUUGUGUCUUUCCAUGGCAGGACUGUCCAUCCUGAGCCCAGAGCUCACAGCACACCCGUCUGCAGCGCUGCCUCCUCCCCUCACUGCAUCCCAUCCAUGGCUCUGCAUCCAUCCGCUGCUGAGCUCCAUUACGGAUCACACUCCUUCCCAUGCUCUGUGCUUGGCGGCAGCAGGAGCAGUGCUGCCAUUCAUGUGGGGUUCUUCAGUGCACACUGAGUUGUCUGCCAGCACAUGUUCAGUGUCACAGAAGAUAUCUUGCCCAAACGGAGCUGGGGGAAUGCCAUCAGCCUGAUGGAACCCCAUUCCAUGGGCAUGCUGAGCCCAACCUGUCCGCCAGAUCAAUGACAAGGUGCAUGAGGGACUGGAGCUGUGGGGGGAUGAGGACUGGGAAUGGGAAGAGGCCUGGAGACACACAACUGAGGGAGAGGAGUAUGACGGGUGAGGGUG